This is a messenger RNA of Prunus armeniaca (apricot), 882 nucleotides long. Lineage: Eukaryota; Viridiplantae; Streptophyta; Magnoliopsida; Rosales; Rosaceae. The record is from the annotation of a GenBank genome assembly.
AUGGAAAGCCAACAGCACAAGGAGAAGAAGAUGAAGAUACUUUGCCUCCAUGGAUUUAGAACCAGUGGGAGCUUUCUGCAAAAGCAAAUUGGCAAAUGGGGUGCUUCUAUCUUCUCUCAGUUUGACUUGGAUUUUCCAGAUGGUAUAUUUCCUGCUGGAGGAAAAUCCGAUAUAGAAGGCAUCUUCCCACCACCUUACUACGAGUGGUUUCAAUUUGACAAGGACUUCACAGAGUACACAAACUUGGAAGAAUGCAUCACUUAUUUAUGUGACUACAUAACAAGCAAAGGUCCUUUUGAUGGUUUGCUUGGUUUUUCCCAGGGUGCAACACUAUCAGGACUCCUGUUGGGCUACCAAGCUCAGGGAAAGCUGUUGAAGGAGCAUCCACCUUUCAAGUUUUUUAUAUCCAUAUCAGGAGCAAAAUUCAGAGAUCCAAAAAUAUGUGACAUUGCAUACAAAGACACUAUCAAGGCCAAAUCUGUCCACUUCAUAGGAGCUAAAGAUUGGUUGAAACUACCUUCCGAGGAUCUUGCUGCCGAAUUCGACAACCCGCUCAUCAUCAGGCACCCACAGGGGCAUAUGGUCCCAAGGCUAGAUGAAGCAGCCACCGAGCAGUUACGUGGUUGGACUGCAGCUAUCAUCCAACGCAAUGGUACUAUUUCAGAUGGUAAGCAUGAACUGGAGAAUGGAGAUGCCAACGAAAAACAUAACGGCGCAGAUCUCAUUCAAUGCGAUAAUGCUAAGUUAGAUAGCAAGCAUGAACUGGAGAAUGGAGAAGCAAAAGAAAACUUUGGCCCAGAUCCAGUAGUUUCAGCAAUGAAGAACCAAAGCCAAGAGACAAGAACUGCAGGUGAAAUAAAAACAAAUGAGAGGGAAGUGUAG